Aspergillus welwitschiae is the source of this 1581-nucleotide messenger RNA. RefSeq names its product putative MFS sugar transporter. The record is from RefSeq and is a predicted model, not a curated record. Gene Ontology annotation, cellular component: membrane. Gene Ontology annotation, molecular function: carbohydrate:proton symporter activity. The transcript is spliced from 9 exons. Gene Ontology annotation, biological process: carbohydrate transport; transmembrane transport. NCBI's taxonomy places the organism in Eukaryota, Fungi, Ascomycota, Eurotiomycetes, Eurotiales, Aspergillaceae. The coding region runs from base 1 to 1581 and encodes 526 amino acids.
AUGCCAAAACUCAACCUCUUCGGCACUGGCUUCGUCCUCCAAGCGGCUAUAUGGGCUGCUUGUGGCAUGGCCUUUAUUCUCUUCGGCUACGACCAAGGCGUCUUCUCCGGCAUCGUCGAGAACGAUGACUUCCUGGAUACCAUGAACCACCCCAACGACAGUCUGGAGGGGAUCAUAGUCUCCAUCUACAAUCUGGGGUGCUUCGCCGGUUGCAUAGUUAACUUCCUAUUGGGGGACUGGCUGGGUCGGCGGAGGGCGAUGUGGUUUGCUAUGGUUUGGGUCAUCAUCGGAGCAACUCUUCAAUGCUCCGCGUUCUCAGUCCCCCAUCUCAUGGUCGGACGAUUCGUGACGGGUAUUGGGACGGGCGUGGAGACGUCGACGGUGCCGAUGUAUCAGGCGGAGUUGUGUGAGGCGAGUAAGCGCGGGAAGUUGGUGUGUAGUGAGCCGUUGUUGGUGGGGGUGGGGAUUGUGAUUAGCUAUUUCUUCGACUACGGGAUGAGCUAUGUUGGUGGUCAGAUCGCCUGGAGAUUGCCGAUUGCGUGCCAGAUGAUUUUCGCUUUUGUGGUCAUCGUCCUGGUGUUCGGAUUGCCCGAGUCACCCAGGUACUGCUACAAGGAAGGUCGCAAUGAAGAGGCGCUGCAGAUCUUGAGUAAUGUGUAUGGGCGCCCAAAGGACGACCCGAAGAUUCUGGCAGAGCAGGAGGAAAUCCUCGAGGCUAUUUCUGUGGAGACCAAAUAUGGAGAGUACAAGUGGAGAAACGUCUUCAAGAGGGAUGAAGUUUCCACGGGUCAUAGAGUUCUUCUUGCAUACGGCAUGCAAUUCAUGAAUCAGAUGGGUGGUAUCAACAUGGUCGUAUACUACAUCCCCACCGUGCUUAACACCAAUGUCGGCCUGGACAAGAAUCUCUCCAACCUUCUCGGCGGCUGCGUCCAGAUCAUGUUUGUCGUCGGAAGUAUAUUCCCCACCUUCUUUGUGGAUCGCGUCGGUCGCAGAGCUCCCAUGAUCUGGGGAUCAUUCGGUUUGGGCAUCUGCAUGAUGAUGGUGUCCAUCCUGCUCAGUUUCAAGGGUCACGCCAACGAGCAUGCGACUUCGUCAGCUGCUGUCGCCUUCUUCUUCGUGUACAUGCUCAUCUUUGGCGCAUCGGUUAACUGCAUCCCCUGGUGCUACGUCCCCGAGAUCUUACCCCUCCAUGCGCGCGCCAAAGGGACGGCCGUCGGUAUCUCAUCGAACUGGAUCUGGAACUUCUUUGUCGUGAUGAUCACGCCCAUCAUCAUCAAUCGCCUCCAGUGGAAAGCAUACCUCAUCUUCAUGUGCUUGAACUUCGCCUUCGUUCCACUGAUUUAUUUCUGCUACCCCGAAACUGCCAAGUUGACGCUCGAGGAGAUCGACUACUUGUUCACCACCCCAGGGAAGAAUGCCGUGCAAAUGUCCAAAGAGCUUGUGAAGCAGCGAAAGCAACACGGCCAUGUACCAGGCCAGCGAUUGACAAGACACACGGACGAGGCAGAUUCAGAGAAAUUGGAGAAAAAGCAGGACAGUGUUGUCGCCGGGGUUUCGGACGAGCAAGUCGAGCAGGUCUAG